AUGACCGUCUCACCGCCAGCGUCGCCCACGGGGCCUGCCCCGCGACCCAUCAGCGCGGUGAUGCGCACGCCGCGCAGUAAUAGUCGAUUAAGUAUGAGCAGCAGACAAGGUGGCAGCCGAGCCUCUGAUGAAGAUGGCAAGACCGCAGUCAAAGUCGCUGUUCGAGUGCGACCACCCCUGAAGCCCACCGACCCCGGUUACGAAUUAAUUCCCCAGCGAUUUCAACGAUCCAUGGUUCACGUUACGGCUUCGACCAGCUUGGCUGUGGAUGUUCCUCAGGGCCGCAAACUCUUUGUUUUCGAUCGCGUUUUCCCCGAGACCGUGGAUCAGGACGGAAUUUGGGAAUACCUGAGCGACAGCGUCAAUUCGUUCGUGCAAGGUUACAAUGUUUCCAUUCUCGCCUACGGCCAGUCCGGUGCGGGAAAAUCAUACACCAUGGGCACAGCUGGCCCCAAUGAACAGGGUCAUUCCGAGGCGAACGGUAUCAUCCCCCGCGCUGCACAGGCCUUGUUCGAGAAGCUAGACGGCCCCAAACACAACCGCAACGGAUCCACCUCGACCGGUCUCCGAACACCUCAGAGAUAUUCUAUGAGUUCUGCAUCUAGUUUCAACAAGCAUAUCGCCGAAAAGAAUUGGCAAAUGAAGGCGACCUAUGUUGAGAUUUAUAACGAACAGCUUCGGGAUUUGCUGCUUCCCGACUCCACACCCGCCAGCGAUCGCGGUAGCGUCGCCAUCCGCGAAGACACUAAAGGCCGCAUCCUUUUGACCGGUCUGCACCAAGUCAACAUCAACUCCUAUGAGGACCUGGUUGGGGCUCUAAACUUUGGUUCUGCCAUUCGUCAGACCGAUUCCACCGCCAUCAACGCCAAGUCAUCUCGUUCCCAUGCAGUCUUCAGCUUAAACCUCGUCCAGCGCAAAUCUUCUGGCCCGGCAGCUUCUUCUCCCAAAGAAAAGCGCAUGUCCAUGCCUGUGGACUCGUUCUGUAACGGUGACUCAUUUACCGUCGAUAGCAAGCUGCACUUUGUGGAUUUGGCAGGUAGCGAACGUAUGAAGAACACCGGUGCUUCCGGUGAACGUGCGCGCGAGGGUAUUUCUAUUAAUGCCGGUCUCGCGGCUCUUGGAAAAGUCAUUUCACAACUAUCCUCCCGCCAGUCCGGUUCUCACGUUUCUUACCGUGACUCGAGACUCACCCGUCUGCUUCAGGAUUCUCUAGGCGGCAAUGCCAUUACAUAUAUGAUUGCUUGCGUGACCCCUGCCGAGUUCCAUCUGAGUGAGACCCUCAACACUGUUCAGUACGCUCAGCGCGCCCGAGCGAUCCAGAGCAAACCCCGAAUCCAGCAGAUCGCAGACGAAGGCGACAAGCAAGCCUUGAUUGAACGACUGAAGGCCGAGGUGGCCUUCCUUCGGCAACAGAUCCGCAACUCCGAAGGCUCGGAACGCCGCGACGCCUCUUCCGCUGAGCGCAAUGAGCGCAAGAACGAACGCGAAAUUAAGCUCCAGAACCAGCUGUUGGACGCUCAGGAGAGUUACAAUGCUCUCAGUCAACGUCAUACGAAGCUGAUUUCGACCCUCGCCAAUGACUCCGAGGCGGCCAAUAGCGUGGCUGACGAUGCGGCCGCUGAAGUGGGCGUGAGUUCGAUUGAGCGAAUGCAGCGAUCAAAGUCGUUUGCAGAGUCUGUGGAGCAAGUGGUAAUUGAAUAUGAAAAGACUAUCCAAAGCCUUGAGGCUUCCCUGUCUGACACCCGCUCUUCCCUGGCCACCUCUGAAAGCACCCUUUUGGAGCGCGAGACUAAGUGCACUUAUGUUGAGGCUGUCAACCAACAACUUCAGUCUCGUGUGCAGAAACUUUUGGAUCGUGAUGUCAGCAAUGAGACUUACCUGCACGAGCUGGAGUCAAAACUUGACGGUGCCUCUACUGGCGAGGAGAAGCAUGCAGCUAUUGUGACCGAGCUGCGCAAGGAGCUCACCCGUGCUCGCGAGAACGAGGCGGGCUGCGAGGAAUACAUUUCCACAUUAGAAGACCGACUUGCAGAGGCUGACCAGGAUAUGGAGCUGAUGCAGCGCGAGGUCCUCCGUUUGGAGCAUGUUAUUCAGCGCCAGCGAGGCCUUGGAACUCUUGAUCACCUACUCCAUGACCUGGACCAGCGUCGCCAAAAUGGCGAAGACUACGAUGGCACCAAUGGAGUCGACCCAUCUUCCCCGACUCCUAUCAGGCCCCCGCAGUUCCACCGACACACACCCUCUUUGAAUGUCCUGAACGAAGCCACCGAGACCGCCAUCCCCGAAUCAGACGAAGAUCUCGGAGAGCCGAUCCCAGAGGAGGAAGAUGAGGUUGUUGAAGCUGCCGAGAAGACCCCUGAUGUACCUGGUGAUGAUUUGCAGGUGCUGCAGACUGUAACCAGCAAGCUUGAGGCUCGGCGCUCUCAAUCUAUGUAUGAAGAACCGCUUCACAGCCCAGCCCAGUCCAAGUUUGUUGCCGACAAGCUUGAAACUGUUACCCAGGAGCUCUUCGAUCUGCGCAUGAAUCACGAGACUACUCUAAACGAGUUUGAGACUCUCGAGUCCAAGUACGAAGAAGCGUUGAAGGCACUGGCCGAGCUGCGCCAGGACAAACUCGAUGAAGCCCGCCACCCUGAUACCCAGAGCAAUGCUUCUCGGCCCGUGUCUUUUUUAGACCACGGGCUCGCUCUGAACACGAGAUCUGGAGCACAACACUCAUUCUCGCAGUCGCUCUCCUCGGAAUUGUCCUCGGCCGGGGAAUCAGCUGUAUUGCGCGACUCCUCUGAAAUUAAGGCAGAGACUCCUAUCACCCCUGUCGCUUCCUCUACCCCGUUCCAGUCUGAUGAGGACACCGAGAAGAUGCGCAAAGCCCUUGCUGAGCACCAGGAAAGCGCCGAUCUUAUGAGACAGAAAUAUGCCGAACUUGAAGCUGAGCACGAGGCCAUUCUUGGAAUCGUCGAGAAGCUCAAGGCCGAAGCCGAGGUCCAGCGCACCAGGACUAGCUCUCCCACCACUCCUGGUUUCAAGAUGAUUCGCCGUAUGACCAGCCAGAAUCUCCUUUCUGGCGUCGACCGUGCUCACCGUUCGCUUACCGCACUACGCAAUCUGGCGAACGAGGAGCUUGCCAGCCGUCCCGAAAUUCUUCAGAACUUUGAGGUCCACCUCGAUGCCACCAUGCACGAAUUGUCAACUCGCAUGGAGCGUCUUCAGUCGAUGGAGGCCGAGAACCAAGCUGUGAAGAAGGAGAUGGAGAUGAAGGCCACCAUUAUCUCCGGUCUCACUCGCGAACGAUCUAGCAUGCAAGGCACAUCUUCAAUGGACAUGGCUAUGGUGUCUCAGCUGCGUGACCAGGUCGUCGGCCAGGAGAUCCAGAUUAACGAGCUCCGGGCUGCCCACGAGGCCCGUGAGCAUCAGCUCCUGGCUGCUAUUGAGAACCUGAACAGUCUUUUGAAGAGCCAAGAGAUUGCUACGAAGGCCAUGGAUGCUGGCGCUGAAGAGCAGGACAAGAAGAUUAACGCUCUACAGGGCGAGCUUGACCAGUGGAAGAGCAAGCACCAAAGCGCUUUGGAGUCUGUGCAGACAUCGGAGAAGCAACUCACCACCACCCUUAUUGAACUUGAAAGUGCGCUUGCGUCUGUUGAGACCAUGCGCGCAGAGCGAGCCAACUCGGGUGACGCUUCGGCCGACAAGGAAGCCGCUGCAGAGGCUCUUGAGAGUGAGCGUGCCAAGCAGCAGGAGCUCGUUGAUGGCCUGAAGAAGGACAUUGAUGAGCACAAGACGACUAUUGCCGCUCAGCUCGCAACAAUUGCUGGCCUUGAGAAGUCUCAUUCCGAUGCUAAAGAACAGCUGUCUGCACAGCUCACUUCCAAAGAGGUUGGCAGCGACUCCGCUGACACCCACAGCGCCCACAUUGCCAAACUCGAGCAGGAAAUCUCGACCCACAGAACUGCUAUUGACUCACACAAAACAGACUUGGGUUUGCUCCAGGACACUCACAAGCGCGAGCUGGCUGAGCUGGAGGAGCGCACUAAGGCGGCUGUCAAAGCUGAGCAGGAGUCCCGUCUUGCCGAGAAGGAUGCCGAGCACGAUAAGUCGAUGGCUGCUUUGCAAAAGAAAUUGCCGAGUCUCGCGAUGAUCACUGCCGAGACGAUGGCAGACCAGAUCCAGGAUGUUCUGGCCCAGAAGCAACACUUCUCUGAGAAGUAUGCGGAGCUGAUGGACACCAACGAGAGUCUGCGUAAGCAUCUCGAAAGUGCCAAUGUAGAGGAAUUGGCAAAUAAGAACUCCGUCCAGGACGCCAAGGUUAAUGAGCUGGCUCUCUUGGUUGCUACCCUGGAGGAUUCUCUUCGUCAAAAGGACGAGCAGGUGAAGAAGAAGGAAACCUUGGUGGAGGAGAUUACCGCCGAGAAGGAGAAGAGUAUCCGCUUGGUAGAGGAGCUCGAGGAGCAAAUCACCAGCAGCUUCGAUCAGCACCACAAUCGUCUUUCUGUUAUCCAGCAAGAGCGUGACCAGGCCCUCGAGGAUGCGAAGGCCAGGAUCAUCGCCCUCGAGUCAGACAUUGAGACCUACCAGAUGCGAAUCGAGCAGCUUGACCUUCAACUCAAGAACAGUGGCGGCCAUGAUGGCUCCCACGACCGCAGCAGUUCGAUGACAUCGAACCUCCGCAAGAGCUCAUCCGCCGCAUCUCUCCCCUCGCCGCCCCCGGCCAUUCCCCUUCCUCCCCUCCCGACCAUCGCUUCCAACGGUAGUGUGUCCCCACCCAGCUCUCGCCACGCCAGCAAGGAGCUGGUGAAUGCGCAGAUUGUCGAAGACCAAGAAGCUCGUAUCCGCACCAUUGAGAAGCACCUGUACGCCGAGAAGCAGCUGACGGCCACCCUCGAGGAGGCACUCGGCGAUCUGGAGGCUCAAAGCAGUAAGGUCAAGACCGACUGCGAGUCCUGGAAGAAGAAGGCCUGGCAAUUCGAGGACGAACUGUCCACUCUUCGCAAGGAGCGCAACUCCGCCCGACUGUCUCUCCAGGCUGUUGAGGAGGAGCGCAGUGCUCGUAAAGAAGCCGAGGCUGCUCGCGCCCAGCUGGAAGAGCGAAUGAACGCCCUCAACAAGAAAAAGAAAAAGAGCACGCUCAACUGCUUCUAA
This is a messenger RNA of Penicillium atrosanguineum, 5136 nucleotides long. RefSeq lists its product as uncharacterized. Gene Ontology annotation, molecular function: ATP binding; microtubule binding; microtubule motor activity. NCBI's taxonomy places the organism in Eukaryota, Fungi, Ascomycota, Eurotiomycetes, Eurotiales, Aspergillaceae. Bases 1 to 5136 code for a protein of 1711 amino acids. The record is from RefSeq and is a predicted model, not a curated record. Gene Ontology annotation, biological process: mitotic spindle organization; microtubule-based movement. The transcript has 5 exons.